Messenger RNA from Annulohypoxylon truncatum, 1986 nucleotides. Its product is annotated as citrate synthase. The record is from RefSeq and is a predicted model, not a curated record. Lineage: Eukaryota; Fungi; Ascomycota; Sordariomycetes; Xylariales; Hypoxylaceae. The transcript has 2 exons. Gene Ontology annotation, molecular function: ATP citrate synthase activity. Gene Ontology annotation, biological process: tricarboxylic acid cycle; acetyl-CoA biosynthetic process; fatty acid biosynthetic process. Bases 1 to 1986 code for a protein of 661 amino acids. Gene Ontology annotation, cellular component: cytosol.
AUGUCUUCCAACGGUGUCAACGGCGCCACCAGCGGCGGCUUGUCUGCUAACGACAACAUCACCCGCUUCGCUGCUCCUAGCCGACCUCUGAGCCCUCUCCCCGCCCAUGCGCUAUUCAACAACAAGACGCGAUGCUUCGUCUACGGUCUGCAGAACCGAGCAGUCCAGGGCAUGUUGGAUUUCGACUUCAUCUGCAAACGACCUACCCCCUCGGUUGCUGGCAUCAUCUACACAUUCGGUGGUCAGUUCGUUAGCAAGAUGUACUGGGGAACGAGCGAGACUCUCCUACCUGUUUACCAGGAGACAUCUAAGGCGGUGGCCAAGCACCCCGAUGUUGACGUAGUAGUCAACUUUGCUUCUUCGCGAAGUGUCUACAGCUCAACCAUGGAGUUGAUGCAAUUCCCUCAAAUCAAGACCAUCGCUAUUAUUGCGGAAGGUGUCCCUGAGCGACGUGCACGAGAGAUUGCCCAUGUCGCACGACAAAAGGGCGUUACUAUUAUUGGCCCGGCUACUGUUGGUGGUAUCAAGCCUGGUAGCUUCAAGAUUGGUAACACUGGUGGUAUGAUGGACAACAUUGUCGCUUCCAAGCUCUACCGCAAGGGUUCGGUCGGCUACGUCUCUAAGUCCGGUGGUAUGUCGAACGAGUUGAACAACAUCAUCUCUCAGACUACCGACGGUGUCUAUGAGGGUAUUGCCAUUGGUGGUGACAGAUAUCCUGGAACCACUUUCAUCGACCACAUGUUGAGGUAUCAGCAAGACCCCGAAUGCAAGAUCCUUCUGCUAUUAGGUGAAGUCGGUGGUGUCGAAGAAUACAAGGUCAUUGAUGCCGUGAAACAAGGCAUCAUCACCAAGCCAAUUGUCGCUUGGGCUAUCGGUACUUGCGCCAGCAUGUUCAAGACCGAGGUUCAGUUCGGUCACGCUGGUUCUUUUGCCAACUCUCAGCUCGAGACCGCUGCCAUGAAGAACAAGUCUAUGAAGGAGGCUGGUUUCCAUGUCCCUGACACGUUUGAGGAUCUCCCUCAAGUCCUUGAGGGCGUCUACAAGAAGCUUGUCGCGGAGAAAACCAUUGUUCCUCAGCCCGAGCCAGUUGUGCCUAAGAUUCCCAUCGACUACUCGUGGGCCCAAGAGCUUGGUCUUAUUCGAAAGCCUGCCGCUUUCAUCUCCACUAUUUCCGACGACCGUGGCCAGGAACUCCUCUACGCUGGUAUGCCUAUCUCCGAUGUUUUCAAAGAGGACAUUGGUAUUGGCGGUGUCAUGUCUCUCCUAUGGUUCCGUCGCCGUCUGCCUGACUACGCCUCUAAGUUCUUAGAGAUGGUGCUCAUGCUUACUGCCGACCACGGUCCUGCUGUUUCUGGUGCCAUGAACACCAUCAUCACUACCCGUGCCGGCAAGGAUCUUAUCAGCUCCUUAGUUUCCGGUCUCCUCACCAUUGGUUCCCGAUUCGGUGGUGCUCUUGACGGCGCCGCCGAGGAAUUUUCCAAGGCCGCCGACAACGGACUCAGCCCUCGUGAGUUCGUUGACACAAUGCGCAAGCAAAACAAGCUCAUUCCCGGUAUCGGUCACCGUAUCAAGUCCCGGAACAACCCGGACUUACGUGUGGAGCUUGUCAAGGAAUACGUCUUGGCCAGAUUCCCUAGCCACAAACUUCUCGACUACGCAUUGGCAGUCGAGACUGUAACCACCUCCAAGAAGGACAACCUUAUCCUGAACGUUGAUGGUUGCAUUGCUGUCUGCUUCGUCGACUUGAUGAGGAGCUGCGGCGCAUUCAGCCCUGAUGAGGCUGAGGACUACAUGAAGAUGGGUGUCCUAAACGGUCUCUUCGUCUUAGGUCGCAGCAUUGGUUUGAUUGCCCACUACCUUGACCAGAAGAGACUACGCACCAGCUUGUACAGACAUCCUUGGGACGAUAUUACUUACCUGCUACCCACCCUUGCCAAGACAGGACCGGUGGGUGAGAGCAGAGUGGAGGUUUCUGUGAGUAAAUAA